AUGGGCGCCGGAUGUAUCCGCGCUACAGCUGCCGUGUCGCCGGAUCGGUACAAGCUCACGAUCGAGCCGCCCACGGACUGCGCCCCUGCCACGACCGCCACGCCUGCAACGUUGAAGGACAUGGGCUGGAAGCUUCCGGCCAAUGUCGUGGAGAAGAGUGAGCUCCUGGCCCUAGUCGAAGAAGCCGAAAAGCAGAAGCUUGCGACAUGCAUUGACUUUUUGGUAGCUACUGGGGAUUCCCUUUUGGUGGCGGCUCGGUUCAAGUCGGUUCCGUUCUCGCAGUUCGAGUUCUGCGCCCACGCCCUGUGGGAGGCAGCCAAAGAUGCUGCACGCGAGGCUUCAAAAGGCUGCGGGCUCUUCUCGACGAAGCCGAACGACAAGUAUGUGCUUGGCAGAAGAAUGGAGAAGCUGGAGUGCUCGAGCCGCUUUGCAGUCGAUGCGACGGACGAGAAGACGUUACGCCACGUAAAACUCGGUUCCCAGCUCCGGGACUUGGGAGUUGCACCGGAGCACGUCGUGGAGGAGAAGGAGACCCGAAGGCUGCUUGUGCGGAACUUCAGGUUAUCAGCCGUGACCGACAUAGACAUGUGUGAAGGGCAACGCGGAGGUAUUUCAAUAGCCGAGGCCGUCCAGCGGCAGCCCAAGGUGCAAGCAGUGGCCAACGAGGCCAGCGUGGGCUUUCACGACCGUGCAGCCGUUCUCACCCUGGUUGCAGUGUGUUUGUUCAGUCCCAUCGCCAAGAGCCCUCUUCCAACGCAGCCCCUUGUCAGCCGAACUUUGGGAGCGGGGAGUUUUACGCAAACACCGUGGCCACGUUGGGCCGUGUUCACCGAACACGACAUGGGACGAGUCUCUGCCUUUCUUGAUGUCUGGUGCAACCUGGAGCAAGCUCGUGCAAGCUCGUGCAAGCACGAGGCUGAGAGCAACAUCGAGGCCGAGAUCUCUGUGGACCCAUCGACCCUGCAACGUGGCGACAGCCUCGGGCAUGGAUCCUUCGGCAGUGUGUUUAAGGCCAUGAUCGCCGAUUCUGGCGUCGUGAUUGCUGUGAAGGAAGUGUUCAUCGACGUGCAGAGAAAGCCAGACGAGAAGCUGAAGGUGCAGCUGGAGAACGAGAUCGAAGUGAUGCGAAGCUUAAGGCAUCCUCACAUUGUUUCCUACUACGGCUGCCACUGGGCGGACAAUCACCUCCAGAUGUACCUGGAGUACAUGGCCGGUGGUUCCCUUGCCCAGGUUCUCGCCAACUUUGGCCCUUUGGAAGAGUCGCUCAUCGUGCGGUACACGCAGCAGCUCCUGCUUGGUCUGGAGUAUUUGCACACCCAGAAUCCGUACAUCUUGCACCGCGAUAUCAAGGGUGCGAAUGUCCUCGUGGGCUUGGACUCCUUGGCGAAACUGGCAGAUUUUGGGUGCUCCAAGCGCGCCAAGGAGACCACGUCUGUGACGAUCGAGGGCUCAAUUCCAUGGAUGGCACCCGAGGUCCUCACGCAUUCGCGCUAUGGGCGAGCAGGCGACAUAUGGAGUUUCGGAUGCCUGGUGAUUGAGAUGGCUACGGCAGAUUCGCCGUGGGGGCAUUUUGACAACUUGAUGGCAGCGAUUCUGAAGAUCGGCAUGUCAGGAGAGUUGCCGCCGAUCCCAGACACCAUCUCCGCCACGUGCCACAACUUCAUCCGCCGAUGUACACAGCAUGAUCCAGGCAAGCGGCUGAGCGCCACGGAACUCCUCAACGAGGAUUUUGUGCACGAAGCCCAGAACAUGGCUUAUAGGGAGCUGUUUGAGCUGUGGGGUCCCGUGAGCUCGUGGUCCACGAGAUACCGAAAGCUUCACACCUUGGGUGAUGUGGGGGAAGGAGGAUCUAGGCUUGCCGCCGAUGAGGCAAACCACAAGAAAGAGGCCGGGAGGCGAUGGUUCUUCGAGAUUCACAUGUUGAUGUUCAGGAAGCCAGCCCUCAGUGCGAGCGCAUCGACGAGGAAGAAGCGGAAGACCUUCUUCCAGUGGGAUGGGAGCGACACUUUGACUCUAACUGGUCGGCCUGGUACUAUUGGCACCGCAACAGUGGCCGAUCGCAGUGGGCCAGGCCAAAGGAGGACGAAGCAGAUGCCGAGGUUGAUUCAGUUGCUUGACUUUGCCGUGUCUUUGUGGCUCGGUAACAAGACAUUGAACACUUGGAGCACAGGAAAGCGCCUCACAGCGCAGCGGCAGAAGUGGCAGAAGCGGCAAAAGCUCUCAAGGACCAGGGUACUUUCCGCAGACUUUGCCUGGAUACGUGAGCCAGGCUUGCUUAGCCUCAGCGACUGCCUAGAUGCCACAUCCUCUCCGUUGGCAUUGGAAUUCGAAGUGGCCCUGCAGCCCUACGCAUUUCCCGCCGUAGGCGGAGUGUCUCACUGGAUAGGUUAUCCCUGCAGCCAAUCGUUUGGCAUGCUGAGACCAGAAGGCAAGAUUUGCCUUCUGGAGCCCAGCUUAGACUCUAAGGCCUUGGAGAUCCGCCUGCGAUUCGCACGUGCAGCAGACCUGCCCGAAGCAGAUGGGAAGGAUGUCACAGCGAAGGAGACCAAGGUCUCCAAGGUUCAAGCAGGCUCACUGGCAGAGCAGCACCAUGUUGCGCCUGGAUUCGUCCUUGUCACCAUCAACGGUGGCCCCUGCCAUGGCAUGGUGGAAGCAGACAUCAAGCAGAAGUUGAAGGAGCGGCCGCUCAAGCUCUCGCUGCGGCCACCUGCAGAGGACCCACCGGCUGCCAAGUCAGAGAGCGCACCGCAAGCUGCGAGCUUGUCCUCGACGGACGUGUUCACAGCGAUGGUCUCUGAGGGCGGCUUGGGCUUCAGCGUGAGCCAGAUUCCGCCUGCACCCACAGUCCUGGUGAAGAAGGUGGAUGCGGAUGGCUGGGCAGCCGCUCAGGGGGUUCUCGAAGGCUAUGAACUCUUGGAGGUGCAAGGAGAGGCAACAAGCACAAUGUCUCAGGACAGCUUUCGCGUGGCCAUGAAGUCGCGGAGGCCACUGUCACUUACUUUUCGCCGAGCAGCCCCAGCGGCAUCUGCUGCUCCUGCCAUCCAGGCAGAUCUGGAAAGCUCGAGUGCUGAGCGAUGGAAGGCAGAAGGGGAAGCCGCAAAGGGACAGCCUCCUCCAGUGAAGGUAUGCCAUUGUGAACUUCAUCUCACCACCACUUGUUUUGAGCAUCCGGAGGAGGAAGCCGCAAGCCACAAGGAGACCAUGCAGGCCAAGCAGGCCGAGCGGGCAAAGGAUCCCGCUUGUCAAGAUCCGACUCCGAAGGAGGCAAAAGAUCUCGACAAAGCUCGGCCUUUGCCAGCAAAGGAUGCAAAGGAUGCAAAG
Messenger RNA from Symbiodinium natans, 3321 nucleotides. The record is from the annotation of a GenBank genome assembly. Lineage: Eukaryota; Dinophyceae; Suessiales; Symbiodiniaceae.